This is a messenger RNA of Gekko japonicus, 3850 nucleotides long. RefSeq names its product small G protein signaling modulator 2 (gene SGSM2). Lineage: Eukaryota; Metazoa; Chordata; Lepidosauria; Squamata; Gekkonidae. Gene Ontology annotation, molecular function: GTPase activator activity. The transcript has 24 exons. The record is from RefSeq and is a predicted model, not a curated record. Bases 1 to 3177 code for a protein of 1058 amino acids.
AUGAUAGCCGUCUGGACUCCUUUGCAGAUGGAAGGGGUUUACCAGCUUCCCGGGGAGAGCGUGAAGCAGAUUAUGGAAGAGGCUGUCACCCGGAAGUUUGUGCACGAGGACAGCAGCCAUGUCAUUGCACUCUGUGGAGUAGUAGAAGCAUGCCUUCUGCACUUGCUCAAACGGCGGGCGGCUGGCUUUCUGCGAACGGACAAGAUUGCUGCCCUCUUCACCAAGGUGGGCAAGACGUAUGAUGUGGCGGGUGAGAUAUGCAAGACAGUGCAGGACCUCCUGCAACAAGUCGAUGGCAGGAGGCCUCAGCCAGUGGGCCAAGAAUCCCUUAAGAGGCAGAGCUCAGCCACAAGCAAAGCCCCUUCCCUGACCCCACAAGCCAUAAAGCACAUUUGGGUGCGCACUGCUUUGAUUGAAAGAGUCCUGGACAAAAUUGUCCAGUACAUUGUGGACAACUGCAGCAAAUACUAUGAGAAGGAAGCUUUACUGGCAGAUCCCGUCUGUGGGCCCAUCUUGGCGUGCCUCCUCGUUGGCAUGUGUGCACUGGAAUACACCAAACUGAAAACAGCCGACCACUUUUGGACGGAUCCUUCGGCAGACGAGUUGGUACAGAGGCAUCGUAUCCAUGGAGCCCACAGUCGCCAGGACUCCCCAUCCAAACGGCCGGCCUUAGGCAUACGGAAACGACAGUCGAGUGGAAACUCCUCGGAGGACCGUUUUGCGGCAUCUGCCAGAGAUUACGUGGAGUCCUUGCACCAGAAUUCCAGGACGCAUUUGCUGUAUGGGAAGAACAAUGUCCUGGUCCAGCCGAAAGACGACAUGGAGGCCAUCCCAGGUUACCUCUCUCUUCACCAGUCUGCCGAUUCUUUGACUUUAAAAUGGACACCAAACCAGCUCAUGAACGGGACGCUGGGGGAUUCGGACCUCGAGAAAAGCAUCUACUGGGACUACGCCUUGACCGUCCCCUUCAGCCAGGUGGUCUGCCUCCACUGCCAUCAGCGACAAAAAGGCGGGACCUUGGUGCUGGUGAGCCAAGAUGGCAUCCAGAGACCCCCCCUGCAUUUCCCCCCCGGCGGACACCUCCUCGCCUUCCUCUCCUGUCUCGAAAACGGCCUCCUGCCCCGCGGACAGCUGGAGCCUCCCCUGUGGACCCAGCAAGGAAAGGGCAAAGUUUUCCCAAAGCUUCGGAAACGGAACAGCCACAACCGGUCUGUCGAUCUGGAAGAAAUGCCUGUGGCGGAGAUGGCUGCUGAUUACGUCUUCAGAAUUAUUUACCCUGGGCACAGACAUGAAAAUAUAACUAUUAACUACCACCACUUAGCUGCCAGUCGCUCUGCCUCUGUCGACGAUGACGAGGAGGAAGAAGAUAAGCUGCACGCAAUGCUAUCCAUGAUCUGCUCUCGGAACCUCACAGAUCCUAAAAGGAUGAAAGAGAUCGGCGACAUGAUGGAGACGCAGGGAUUCCGCACCGGCUUGUUGCCAUGGCAGCUGGAGCCCUGCAGCCAAGGGUCCUCGUGCCUGUCAUGCUCAACAAGCAGCUCUCCUCAUGACCUCCCCAGCGGCUGCAGCUGCAUUCACGACAGGACCCCUCUGAAAAUGCUGUGCGAAAGCAUGAAGAGGCAGAUUGUUUCCAGAGCUUUCUAUGGGUGGCUUGCCUAUUGCCGCCAUUUGUCCACGGUACGAGUGCACUUGUCUGCUCUGGUGAAUCACACAAUCAUCCCACCAGACAAGCCCACAAAUGCUGCGGAAGGCCUGACCCAAGAGGGGUGGAGCAAAUAUCAAAAGGACAAGAAGAAUUACAAGGAAUUGGAACUGCUGCGGCGGGUUUACUACGGUGGGGUGCAGCAUGAAAUCCGAAAGGAGGUGUGGCCAUUUUUACUGGGGCACUACAAGUUCGGCAUGACCAAAAAGGAGAUGGAUCGGGUGGAUGAGGAAAUUAUGCUCCAGUACAAGAAGGUCAUGGCUGAGUGGAAAGCCUGUGAGACGAUUGUGAAGCUGCGGGAGAAGGAGUCUCAGCCGGUCACCAAGUUCUCCUCCGGCAGCAGCAUAGAUAGCCACGUGCAACGGCUGAUCCACAGGGACUCCACCAUCAGCAAUGAUGUCUUUAUAUCUGUUGAGGAAAUGGACUCUGUGCCGCAGGAGCCGAAAGUGCCGGCGGGCCCCUCUUUGGCGGGAGGGAGCGUCGAUGUGCCCACGGUGGUGGCCGUGCUGGAGCAGCAGCCCUCAGUGGAAUUCGACUCCCCCGACUCCGGCCUGCCUUCCUCUCGGAAUUACUCCGUCACCUCGGGCAUCCUGUCCAGCAUUGACGACGGGCAGAGUGUCUGCUUCGAGGAUGGCAUGGAGGAAGAAGGCGGCACUGAUCCGCAAAGGCCAGGCGCAGAGCAGGCUCAGAAGACAAAGAGCUUGGAAUCCGACAGCUCGGUGACCGAGGAAUCACUGUGCUCCCUGGUGGAGAGUCGGGCGCCCGCGGAGGAGACCCUUUCUGUCUGCUCUGCCGCUUACACGAUAGAAAUGUUGGACACUGUUGCCUUAAACUUGCACAGAAUCGAUAAAGAUGUCCAAAGGUGCGACCGAAAUUACUGGUACUUCACUGCUGAGAAACUGGAGAAACUUCGGAACAUCAUGUGCAGUUACGUUUGGGAACAUUUAGAUGUUGGCUAUGUCCAAGGAAUGUGUGACCUUCUGGCUCCCCUGAUGGUUAUACUCGACAAGGAUGAAUUGGCCUACAGCUGCUUCUCUCACCUGAUGAAAAGAAUGAGCCAAAAUUUCCCCAACGGGGGUGCCAUGGACACCCAUUUUGCAAACAUGCGGUCACUGAUCCAGAUUCUGGACUCUGAGCUUUUUGAACUAAUGCAUCAGAAUGGCGACUACACUCACUUCUAUUUCUGCUAUCGCUGGUUCCUGCUGGAUUUUAAACGAGAAUUGUUGUACGAGGAUGUAUUUGCAGUGUGGGAAGUUAUUUGGGCAGCAAAGCACAUCUCUUCAGAACAUUUUGUCCUUUUCAUUGCCUUAGCACUGGUGGAGCUCUAUCGAGAGAUUAUCCGUGAUAACAACAUGGACUUCACCGAUAUCAUCAAGUUCUUUAAUGAAAUGGCAGAACAUCACAAUGCCCAGGAAAUCCUGCAGAUAGCCCGGGACUUAGUCUGCAGAGUUCAAACGCUUAUUGAGAACAAGUGAGCCUGGAUGCCGGGGGGAGGGGGGGACAGAAGAGCCACAACGGAUCACUGCCAGCGCCUCUCUCGGACCUCGGAGUGGGGGAGCCGUGGGGGUGGGAGGAGGCUCCCGGCACGGCCACGCCAGCUGGUGUUUCAGCCACAUCUGACAUGUACUUGCAGUAAAUAUGCCAGAGAUUUCUAAGAGAUUUCUAAACAAGGUUUCCCCACCACCACCACCAGACGAGUUUUAAUCUUUUAGUCUGCCCAAAUUGUCCUGUUCGGCUGAUUGCAUUUCUCUGUCUUCAGGAAGCAGCUACUUGCACCCAGGCGGCUGACCUGUGGGGGGCUUUGGGGGAGCAAAAUGGUGUCUCCUGGCCGGGUUCCCUUUCCUGUGCUGCAAUUUGCAGAAAAGUCGUCUGCCCGCACUGCCUCCCGUGCCAAGGAGGCUGCCCGACAGGCCACCCUCUGCCUCUGAUGCGUGAACAUUUUUGUGUUCAGAAGGGGGCGAGGCUCACUGUUAGCCCACCGUGCAUUUAAUACAGCCAGUUCCUCCCUUAGAAGAGGAGGCUUCCUGCUGGAAGUGUGGGCAAGAAUUCAGGACUGUGCAAGUGUCAGAGCUUGUGUGGAUGGGCGGCCAUCCAUAAGGGGAAGGCUAGCCAGAUAAGGGUUCCCUUCUCCCUUCCCCUAUCCCCUUU